CCUAUCGUUCUGGUAUCUACGCAUGCAUGAGAGCUUUCCAUAGAGACCGCCAUGUUGAAUUUCCAGGCUCGUUCACGUUUAUUUUCUUUAGCUACACAGUCUCCAUAUGGUGUAUAGACAACAGAGAGGUAGAAAGAGAGAGGUUAAUUAACGAGGUCUACUAUCCUUUUCUCGUACCACGAGACUGGAUUAAUCGAACUUCUUCGAAUUUUAAAUCACUUAGUACUAGAGUACUAUACUGAUAACGUUCUAUUAUCGAGGCUGUGGCUGUAUUAAAUACCGUACUGUAUGAUAGCAUUCAGUUACGAAGUUUAAUACUUGAAAAGUGCCUCCGGAGUGUGUCGUGCUCAUACGUUACAGAAAUUAAAGUUGAAAAUGACCAAGGCAGUAUUCUCACUAGUUUUCGUUCGAAGAUUGAACGACGAGAUCUUGCUCGGUUUUAAAAAACGUGGCUUCGGGUCGGGGAAGUGGAACGGCUUCGGCGGCAAGGUCGAGCCGGCCGAAUCGGUCGCCGACUGCGCCGUUCGGGAAUUGAGGGAAGAGUGCGGGUUGAAUGCGGAGAGGGUUGACGAAGUCGGGCUACUAGAAUUCCAGUUCGAAGGCGAGGACACCUCCUUCGAGGUCCACGUAUUUCAAACGUACAACUUUUCCGGCGAAUUGACGGAGUCCGAAGAGAUGCGACCAAAGUGGUUCAACGUAAACGAGAUACCAUUCAAGGAAAUGUGGCCGGACGACGAGUAUUGGUUCCCUUACUUGCUACGCGGCGACUUUUUCACGGGCAACUUCCUCUACCGCGGCCAGGACCUGAUCUUGAAGCACAAUAUCGAAAUCCUCGAGAAGCCGCCGUUUUACACAGUAUUUCAUUAAAAAAAAACAAUAAUAAACAAUUGUACUCCGAUGUCUGUAUUAAUUAAGUAAUAACGUAUAUACAAACUGCG
Messenger RNA from Ceratina calcarata, 938 nucleotides. RefSeq names its product 7,8-dihydro-8-oxoguanine triphosphatase. Gene Ontology annotation, cellular component: cytoplasm. The record is from RefSeq and is a predicted model, not a curated record. The transcript is spliced from 3 exons. Bases 376 to 867 code for a protein of 163 amino acids. Gene Ontology annotation, molecular function: 8-oxo-7,8-dihydroguanosine triphosphate pyrophosphatase activity. NCBI's taxonomy places the organism in Eukaryota, Metazoa, Arthropoda, Insecta, Hymenoptera, Apidae. Gene Ontology annotation, biological process: DNA protection.